GCUCCGUACUUGGGCGCCACUACUUGGGCGCCACUGCUUUGGCCGUCUUACCUCCGCGCUGCCAUGGCGGUGUCUGCCCGGUCCGCGCGGGUCCCGCCGGACUCACAUAAAGUACAGAAAGACAAGGCUGGACAGUCUUCAGGGCCCAGGCAGGGCAGCGGAAUGGGGACACUCUUGGGGUUUGAGUGGACAGAUGUUUCCAGCUGGGGAAGGCUGGUGACCCUGCUGAAUCGACCAACGGAUCCUGCCAGCCUGGCUGUCUUCCGUUUUCUUUUUGGGCUGAUGAUGGUGUUGGACAUUCCCCAAGAACGGGGGCUCAGCUCCCUGGACCGACGAUACCUGGAUGGGCUAGAUGUGUGCCGCUUCCCUUUGCUGGAUGCCCUGCAGCCGCUACCACUUGACUGGAUGUAUCUUGUCUAUACCGUCAUGUUUCUGGGGGCCCUAGGCAUGAUGCUGGGCCUGUGCUACCGGAUGAGCUGUGUUUUAUUCCUGCUGCCGUACUGGUAUGUGUUUCUCCUGGACAAGACGUCAUGGAACAACCACUCCUAUCUGUAUGGUUUAUUGGCCUUUCAGCUAACAUUCAUGGAUGCAAACCACUACUGGUCUGCUGACGGCCUGCUGAAUGCCUGUAAGCGGAAUGCCCACGUGCCCCUCUGGAACUAUGCUGUGCUGCGUGGCCAGAUCUUCAUCGUGUACUUCAUUGCGGGCGUGAAGAAGCUGGACGCGGACUGGGUUGAGGGCUAUUCCAUGGAAUAUCUGUCCCGGCACUGGCUCUUCGCUCCCUUCAAACUGGUACUGUCUGAGGAGAUGACCAGUCUGCUGGUGGUGCACUGGUGCGGACUGCUGCUCGACCUCUCAGCGGGUUUCCUGCUCUUUUUUGAUGCCUCGAGGUCCAUCGGCCUCCUCUUCGUGUCCUACUUCCACUGCAUGAAUUCCCAGCUCUUCAGCAUUGGAAUGUUCCCCUACGUCAUGCUGGCCAGCAGCCCUCUCUUCUGCUCCCCUGAGUGGCCCCGGAAGCUAAUAUCUCGCUUCCCCGAAAAGCUGCAGGAACUACUGCCCCUCAAGGCUGCCCCUCAACCCAGUGAGUCCUGCAUGUACAAGAGGAGCCGGGCCAAAGGUGGCCAAAAGCCAGGGCUGCGCCAUCAGCUGGGUGCUGCCUUCACCCUGCUCUACCUCCUGGAGCAGCUGUUCCUGCCCUAUUCCCAUUUCCUCACCCAGGGCUAUAACAACUGGACAAAUGGGCUGUAUGGCUAUUCCUGGGACAUGAUGGUGCACUCACGCUCCCACCAGCACGUGAAGAUCACCUACCGGGACGGCCGCACUGGCGAGCUGGGCUACCUUAACCCUGGGGUAUUCACACAGAGCCGGCGAUGGAAGGAUCACGCAGACAUGCUGAAGCAAUAUGCCACUUGCCUGAGCCACCUGCUUCCCAAGUACAAUGUCACUGAGCCCCAGAUCUACUUUGAUAUUUGGGUCUCCAUCAAUGACCGCUUCCAGCAGAGGAUUUUUGACCCUCGUGUGGACAUCGUGCAAGCCACCUGGUCCCCCUUCCAGCGUACACCUUGGCUGCAGCCACUGUUGAUGGACCUGUCUCCCUGGAGGACGAAGUUACAGGAAAUCAAGAGCAGCCUGGACAACCACACUGAGGUGGUCUUCAUUGCAGAUUUCCCUGGGCUGCACCUGGAGAAUUUUGUGAGUGAAGACCUGGGCAAUACUAGCAUUCAGCUGCUACAGGGGGAGGUGAUUGUCGAGCUGAUGGCAGAACAGAAGAAUCAGACUCUUCAGGAAGGAGAAAAAAUGCAGUUGCCUGCUGGUGAGUACCAUAAGGUGUAUACGAUAUCAUCCAGUCCUUCCUGCUACAUGUACAUCUACGUCAAUACUACAGAGCUUGCAUUGGAGCAAGACCUGGCAUAUCUACAAGAAUUAAAGGAGAAGGUGGAGAAUGGAACUGAAACGGGGCCUCUACCUCCAGAGCUGCAACCUCUGCUGGAAGGAGAAGUACAAGGGGGCCCUGAGCCAACACCGCUGGUUCAGACCUUUCUUAGACGCCAGCGAAGGCUCCAAGAGCUUGAACGCCGGAGAAAUACCCCUUUCCACGAGCGGCUCUUCCGCUUCUUGCUGCGGAAGCUCUAUAUUUUUCGCCGCAGUUUCCUGAUGACUUGUAUCUCACUUCGAAAUCUGGUAUUAGGCCGCCCUUCCCUGGAGCAGCUGGCCCAAGAGGUGACUUACGCAAACUUGCGACCCUUUGAGCCAGCUGGAGAGUCGAGUCAUUCAAACACAGAUUCUUCAAAUUCUAAUCCUCCUGAACCAAAUUCUGACCCUGUCCACUCAGAGUUCUGAUGGGGGCAGAUGUUGGGUACAGAUGUGGGAGCAACCAGUCAUAGGACCAUUAACCUAUGCAGUGGAGAUGUGAAGAAAUUGAUAUUUUAUCCUUUUUUUUUUCUGUGUCUAUAGUUCUUUUAAAUUCAGAGAGGAUACUUUAGAGAAGCCAAGCAAGGAUAAGCUUUAUCAAAUCAAGGUUGAGGAGCUAGGAGGGGUUUAAAAGCAAUAUGAAAAUGCCCUUCUAGGAUAAAGGGGUAAGAGGUUUACAGUGACUGGCUCCUUGGGGAAAGAGGUUUAAUGUACCAUGAUGACAGUAACACCUCACUGUUCUCGAGUACUUGCCAUAUGCUAGGUACUGUGAGAACCAUUGUGCCCGUGUUACUGCAUUUAGUCCUUACUGACCGUCAGCCCAAUCUUACAGUUGGAGACAGUGAGGCUGAGACAACAUAAUUUGCUCAAAGGCAAUACCUAGUAAGAGAUGUAUCGAUGGUUUGAAUCUCGUCUGUUUGACUUAAGGUCCCGUACCCUGCCUUUUGUCAUUUGCAGAAUCACUGACAUUAAUUAUGAAAUAAUGUAGCUUCAAAUUUUUCUUCUUAGUUACAGGUAAGAUUAGGAUGGUGAUCAAGUUCUAAAUUCGCAGAGUAAUUUUCUCUUCCCUACAGUUGUAGUUUCUUCAUGGUUCCUAUUAUGUAUACAGCCAGUAAGGUUUUCACUAGCAGCUCUGAGAAUAGUUACAAUAGGACAAGGUUAAACUAAUAAGGAGAUUUAGAUGAUUGGUAGUAGUUCUCUCAAGUGCAGUGUAUUUAGCAUUACUCUAGCCUUUGAUGAGCAGAAAGUGAUGUAGGGAUUAACCAAACUUUGUGAUGGAUUAGGGUAUGUUUGCAGUUAUUUUGUAGGUUUGGAUAUACAGGGUGAUUGAGGAAGCACCUCAAUUCCUUGAAAACUCAAAAGCCUAGCAUUGGGCUAGGAAGUAAGAAUGCAUAGAGAAAAAAGAAAAAAAAAAGGCUCCUGCUCUGGGUGCUUGUUCAUGGUCUCACAGCAAAGACUAGCAGUAAAUUGGCAGUCCCAGUAACUUUUGAUGAAGGAUGGCAUCUCUGUUUUCAGGCUUCGCUUCCCAUGCCCCCCCCCACCCCCAGUCAGUGGUUCUUUCCUAGGCAGCUGCCUUUUCACUGUACACACUUGGUAUGAUUAUGUCCACCUCGUGGUUUCCAGUGCCGCUGCUGCUUAGCUUUCUUUCCUGUGCCCUGGACCUAUAGAUCUAACUAGCUCCACCUGGACAUCCCGCAAAGCUUUCAAACUCUGUGCUAAGCAGAACUUAAUUCAUCCCCAACUCAUACCUGCUUCUCUAUUAGUGAGUGGCAACUGCAUUUUUUCUGGCCAAGCCAUUAAGAGUAUCUUGUCUUGAGUCUUCCUUUUUUUUCCUCACAUUUCCCGAAUUCCAAGUUGUAUCAAUUCUACCUCUUCAAUUUAUUCAUCUCUACUACCUCUGUUCUUUCACCCUUUAUCUUGGAAUCUAGGCAGAGAUAGACCAGAGCAGGUGCAGUUGGGCCUGAAUCAGGGCAUCCCCCUGAAGCCUGACUCCUGUAAGGCAUUGUGUGAGUUAGCUAGCUGUAGGUGCCCCGGGGUAUCUUGAUCACUUGUCAAGACCAGUGUGGGGAAACACGGUUCUCAAUAGUUUUGCACAUCUCAAUGACACAAUAUACCUUGGCACAAUGUCCUUUGCUAGGAAGUUCAGCUAUCUUCUGCUCCCCUGCACUACCCCCGCACCCCCCGACCCAGCUCAUUACUUGACUGGUAAGAAAAGUAGUUCUUCA
Molecule: messenger RNA, 4136 nt
Organism: Callorhinus ursinus (northern fur seal)
Lineage: Eukaryota; Metazoa; Chordata; Mammalia; Carnivora; Otariidae
Gene: GGCX
Product: gamma-glutamyl carboxylase
Biological process (GO): peptidyl-glutamic acid carboxylation
Molecular function (GO): vitamin binding; gamma-glutamyl carboxylase activity
Source: RefSeq, a predicted model, not a curated record